CUUGAAAACCUACCCCACUGUACGUCACUGUGGUAUACUGUUCUUAUUUAUUUAUGUGUUUAUAAGGGAGACUACUUUCUCCCAAUCUAAAGAAAAUAAUGUGCAAAUUUCUUGUACUCUUAAUUGAUCGUGUUUACAUUAGAAAAUCACCAUACAAUUGAACAUACAAAUUGAAUUUCACUCUGAAAUUGAAAUAUAGAAACAUUGUUAGGAGUGCAGUAUCCCCUAGUAGUCCCCCAAUCUGGAGAUAAACCAUUCGAAAUAUGCGUUGGAUAUCAGUUCUGGAAGGUGGCCCAAAACGGGUCAAUCAUGCAGCAGUUGCCGUGAGACACAAAAUUUACUCAUUUGGAGGUUAUUGUACAGGAGAAAAUUCAAGAGAGUACACUUCGAUGGACGUUCACGUUCUCAAUACUGCAACUUUCCGAUGGACCCGUCAUCCAGUUAGCGACUUACCAUACUUCGAAAAUGAUGAUAUUUUGCCAUACAAAAGGUAUGGACACACCGCUAUUGUCUACGGAGAUAAAGUUUAUAUCUGGGGUGGUAGGAACGACCGAGAAUCUUGUUCAACAUUAUUUUGUUUCGAUACAACUUGGCACUGUUGGACAGCUCCAAAGACUACUGGAAAUCCACCUCUAGCCAGGGAUGGCCACAGCGCGUGUUUGUGGAAAAACAAUAUGAUUAUUUUUGGUGGCUAUGAAGAAGAUUCCGAUUCUUUCGCUGGCUCCGUCUAUUCUUUGGAUUUGGAAAAGAUGCAUUGGAGUUAUAUGCAAAUAGAUGGUCCCGAACCAACUUUACGUGAUUUUCAUACCACGGUUGUGAUAGAUGAUCGGAUAUAUUUGUUUGGAGGAAGAGGAGUGGAGAGCGAACCUCACAUGAAUAACGGAAGAAGGUUGGUGUACUGCAACAGCGUUUGGUGUUUGGAUCUUCAACCCAGUACCUUUUAUUGUUGGCGACAAUGCAAAGUUACAGGUGACAAACCGGUUGGUCGACGUAGCCAUUCAUCUUUCGUGUACAACGAUAAAAUGUACAUUUUCGGCGGUUACAAUUCUUUAAGAGAAAGACACUAUAACCACAUGUACGAAUUUGAUCCGAAAACGAUGGUUUGGAGAAAAUUGCAUUUUGAGGGAGAGAUUCCUAGUGAGCGGAGGAGGCAAGCGUGCGUUGUCGUUGGAGACAGAUUGUUUCUUUUCGGCGGAACAAGCCCAGAAGCUCCAGGACUUGUUGACUUUCGUGGGCAAAGUAUGGAUGAUAGGUUGGUGGAUCACAGCGAUAUGUAUGUGCUAGACUUCAAGCCGUCUUUGAAAACACUAUGUAUUUUGGCUGUUGAACGGUACAAGUUGGAU
Molecule: messenger RNA, 1343 nt
Organism: Leptinotarsa decemlineata (Colorado potato beetle)
Lineage: Eukaryota; Metazoa; Arthropoda; Insecta; Coleoptera; Chrysomelidae
Product: kelch domain-containing protein 3
Cellular component (GO): cytoplasm
Molecular function (GO): protein binding; chromatin binding
Source: RefSeq, a predicted model, not a curated record